Dipodomys ordii (Ord's kangaroo rat) is the source of this 1787-nucleotide messenger RNA. RefSeq names its product lysosomal acid lipase/cholesteryl ester hydrolase-like. Bases 1 to 1200 code for a protein of 399 amino acids. Gene Ontology annotation, cellular component: intracellular membrane-bounded organelle. The record is from RefSeq and is a predicted model, not a curated record. Lineage: Eukaryota; Metazoa; Chordata; Mammalia; Rodentia; Heteromyidae. Gene Ontology annotation, molecular function: sterol ester esterase activity. The transcript is spliced from 9 exons. Gene Ontology annotation, biological process: sterol metabolic process.
AUGAGAAUGUACUUCUUGGAAUUCAUGGUCUGUUUGGUCCUUGGGAUUCUGUACUCCCAGGGGAGCAGAGGGAAGGUGUCAGUUGUGAAUCCUGAGGCAAACAUGACUGUGAUGCAAAUGAUAAGUUACUGGGGAUACCCUGCUGAAGAGCAUUUCGUGGAGACAAAGGAUGGAUAUAUUCUGUGUAUUCACAGAAUCCCUCAUGGGAAGCAGAAGCAUUCUUACCAAGUUCCCAAACCAGUUGUCUACCUUCAGCAUGGUGUGUUAGCCGAUUCCAGUAACUGGGUUGCAAACACCGACAACAACAGCCUGGGAUUCAUGCUUGCUGAUGCUGGUUUUGAUGUGUGGAUGGGGAACAGUAGAGGAAACACGUGGUCUCGGAAACACAAGACUCUCUCAGUUUCUCAGGAUGAAUUCUGGGCUUUCAGUUUUGAUGAGAUGGCAAAAUAUGAUCUCCCAGCUUCCAUUGACUACAUUCUGAAUAAAACUGGCCAAAAGCAGUUGUAUUAUGUGGGUCAUUCUCAAGGCACCACCAUCGGUUUUGUUGGAUUUUCACAGAUGCCUGACCUGGCCAAAAAAAUCAAAAUGUUCUAUGCCUUGGCUCCUGUGGUUUCACUGGUUUUCAGUUCCAGUCCUAUAAUGAAGUUAAGAAUCCUCCCCGAAGUUUUCUUUGAGGACGUACUUGGGCACAAAGAAUUCUUUCCUGAGAAUCCAGUCACAAAGUGGUUGAGUACCCAUUUUUGUACCCAUGCAAUUCUGAAGGAGCUUUGUGAAAAUUUAAUUUUUCUCGUGAGUGGAUUUGAUGGGAUGAAUUUAAAUAUGUCAAGAAUUGAUGUCUAUGUGGCACACAGUACUGCUGGAACUUCUGUGCAAGAUAUGUUACACUGGUUGCAGAUUUCAAAAGUUAACAAGUUUCAAGCCUUUGACUGGGGAAGCAGUGCCAAAAACUACCUACACUACAACCAGAGUUACCCUCCCAUGUACAAUGUGAAAAACAUGACUGUGCCCAUAGCCUUAUGGAAUGGGGCUCGAGACUGGCUGGCAGAUGCCACUGACGUCCAUAUCUUACAGACUCAGAUCCCCAACUUGGUGUACCACAAGGAAAUUCCUGAUUACAAUCAUAUUGACUUUAUCUGGGGCUUGAAUGCUGCCUGGAGAGUAUAUGAUGAAAUUAUCUAUCUGAUGAAGGAAUACCAAUGAGAGCCAGAGACACGCAUAGAAAAGGGUGUUUGCUUAAUUGCUGGAAAAUGAGUAGUUAUUUUCUAAGAUCUUUUGUUCUUUUAUAUGAAAGAUACCAUGAUUUUAAAGAUGAAUGAUUCUCAUUAGAUAUGAUUAGAAGCAUAUACAGUAGCUAAAUUUUUUCUAAUUAUGGCUAUAUAUGAAGUUAGGGUCUCAACUAUAUUGUCAUUUUUAUAGUCUAUUAAAGAUACCAUGUCAUUAUGAAUAUCUAUUUAUCCUCACAAUUUAAAAUCUACACAGUUACCUUUAUAUGCUCACAUAGAGCAAAUUGUCAUGUUUGGAAAUUUGUCAUGUUGAUACUUGAUAGAUAAUCUGUGACUUAGUUGAAUGUAAUAUAAAAUGUACCUACUUCUUAUCACCUUUACUUAAAAAGAAAAGUUAGCAGUGUAAUCACCUUGAACUCCUAUAUCAAAUUACAUCUUUGUGUGUUUUUUUGUAGUAAGUACAUUGUCAAAUCCAGUAGUAUCCCCACUAUAAUGGUUCAUGCUGAACAAAAUAAUUUUCUGGAGUCUUCAAAUAUAGAUUAAACUUACUUUUACAUACCUAUA